AUGAGCAACUCGCUCUUCCAGGCCGCGAAGACGGCCACCCGGCAUGUACAAACCCGGGCUUACUCUACCCCCCGCCAUCUGAUGUCAAUUGCGGACCUUUCAUCGACAGAGUUUGCCCGUCUUGUUCUAAAUGGGGCCGAACAUAAAAGGGCAUUCAAGGCAGGCACCGCUUCCGAAAAGCUCAAGAGCAGUCUUGCCGGCCCCGCAGUGGCCUUGUUGUUUAGCAAACGAAGCACGCGGACGCGAGUUUCAACAGAGUCUGCGAUAGCCAUGAUGGGUGGCCGUCCUAUGUUUCUAGGCAAGGAUGACAUUCAACUUGGUGUCAAUGAGACUCUCCUUGAUACGUCUAAAGUCAUCUCCUCUAUGACUUCGUGUAUUGUUGCACGUGUUGAUCAGCACUCUGAUGUGACCGGCUUGGCUGAGCACUCCUCAGUCCCUGUCAUCAAUGGCCUGUCGGCCGAUUUCCACCCGUUGCAGACGAUUGCUGACUUCUUGACAAUCCACGAGGCGUUCCCUGCAUCUAAUUUGAGUAAAGGUAGCCUUGGUCUCGAAGGCAGGAAAGUCGCAUGGAUCGGUGAUUCAAACAACGUGCUUUUUGACCUGGCUAUCGGUUGCUUUAAAAUGGGCGUUGAUAUCGCGGUUGCCUCACCGAAAGGUUACGGUAUCCCCGACCGCAUGCGAUCCCUCAUCUUGUCCUCUGGCACCAGCAGCAAAUUGGUUGAGACGACCGUUCCAGAGGUUGCUAUCAAGGAUGCUGACAUUCUGGUGACGGACACUUGGGUGUCUAUGGGUCAAGAGGAAGAGGUAAAAAAGAGGCUUCAAGCUUUCGACGGAUACCAGAUCACAAGUGAACUGGCGAAGCGUGGCGGGGCAAAGGAAGAUUGGAAGUUUAUGCACUGUCUUCCACGGCACCCCGAGGAGGUGACGGACGAGGUUUUUUACAAUUCCCGCUCGCUGGUUUUCCAAGAGGCAGAGAACAGGCUUUGGGCAGCUAUCGGUCAGUACAGCCCUCUACUUGCAUUUGGUUGA
This is a messenger RNA of Sporothrix schenckii 1099-18, 1029 nucleotides long. RefSeq names its product ornithine carbamoyltransferase. Gene Ontology annotation, biological process: L-citrulline biosynthetic process. Lineage: Eukaryota; Fungi; Ascomycota; Sordariomycetes; Ophiostomatales; Ophiostomataceae. The record is from RefSeq and is a predicted model, not a curated record. The transcript has 2 exons. The coding region runs from base 1 to 1029 and encodes 342 amino acids. Gene Ontology annotation, cellular component: mitochondrion. Gene Ontology annotation, molecular function: ornithine carbamoyltransferase activity; amino acid binding.